Messenger RNA from Akanthomyces muscarius, 723 nucleotides. RefSeq lists its product as uncharacterized. Lineage: Eukaryota; Fungi; Ascomycota; Sordariomycetes; Hypocreales; Cordycipitaceae. The record is from RefSeq and is a predicted model, not a curated record. The transcript has 2 exons. Bases 1 to 723 code for a protein of 240 amino acids.
AUGGCCACGGCAACUGCUACGGUACCUUCCGCGACUGCGCCUGCACUUACGGCACUCUUCACCCAGCCCAGUGAGUGCGCGUUGCUUUUUACAAGCCUAGACAUCGAAAAUACAUUCACCGGGGGCGGCCCGGUAGAGAUACGGUCGUACUACCAGUCCAACACGGCCAAUGCCCGGUUUUCCUCCUGCAACCCGCCAGGCUGGGACCUCGACAACUUCACCUUUAGCCCGGCCGUGUGUCCAAGUGGAUGGGUAUACUACCGCGUCACGCUGACGUCGUCAGACAUAGGCCAACGAGCAUAUACCCAGGCCUGCUGCUGCGCUAGUGGCUUUACAUACGCCGGGAAUGGACAGCCCAAUCUGCCGUCGCAGCGUUGUGAUAGCGAACCAACCAGCUUCGCCCCCAGCCCAGGGAACGAGACCCUCAGCGGCGCAGACGCCACGACCACGAUGAUAGUCACCAUGCACCAGCCCUUUGUCGCGCAGUGGCACGAGUCCGAGACAAAACUGCUGCCGUUUUCGCUGCCUAGCAUGGCGUCGGGUGCGUGGCUCCCGACGUGGACCCCACGCAGCAAAGCGGAGAUUGUCGGCGGCUACAGGUCUUACAGCAAUAACAAGCCGCUGUCCGACGCCAUCCUUGCGAUAAUUGCGGUGGGCUCGAUCCUCGGGUUCUUCGUGAUGAUUGGGCUCUUGUGGUGCUGCAAGCACGCGAUGGGGGAGUAG